AUGGCCAUCACCAAGAUCCACGCUCGCUACGUUUACGACUCUCGUGGCAACCCCACCGUCGAGGUUGACGUUGUCACCGAGACUGGCCUUCACCGCGCCAUUGUCCCCUCCGGUGCCUCCACUGGCCAGCACGAGGCUUGCGAGCUCCGCGAUGGCGACAAGUCCAAGUGGGGUGGCAAGGGUGUCACCAAGGCUGUCGAGAACGUCAACUCCGUUAUUGCUCCUGCCCUGAUCAAGGAGAACCUUGACGUCAAGGACCAGACCAAGGUCGACAAGUUCCUCAUCGACCUCGAUGGUACCCCCAACAAGACCAAGCUCGGAGCCAACGCCAUUCUGGGUGUCAGUUUGGCCGUCGCCAAGGCCGGUGCUGCUGAGAAGGGUGUUCCCCUCUACGCCCACGUCUCCGACUUGGCCGGCACCAAGAAGCCCUACGUCCUGCCCGUACCCUUCAUGAACGUCCUCAACGGAGGUUCCCACGCUGGUGGCCGCCUUGCUUUCCAGGAGUUCAUGAUCGUUCCUUCUGCCGCUCCCUCCUUCUCCGAGGCCCUCCGCCAGGGUGCUGAGGUCUACCAGGCCCUGAAGGGCCUGGCCAAGAAGCGGUAUGGUCAGUCCGCCGGCAACGUCGGCGACGAGGGUGGUGUUGCCCCCGAUAUCCAGACUGCCGAGGAGGCCCUUGAGCUCAUCACCGACGCCAUUGAGCAGGCUGGCUACACCGGCAAGAUGAACAUCGCCAUGGACGUUGCCUCCAGCGAGUUCUACAAGGAGGACGCCAAGAAGUACGACCUCGACUUCAAGAACCCCGACAGCGACCCCACCAAGUGGAUUACCUACGAGCAGCUUGCUCAGCAGUACUCGGACCUCUGCAAGAAGUACCCCAUUGUCUCCAUUGAAGACCCCUUCGCCGAAGACGACUGGGAGGCCUGGAGUUACUUCUACAAGUCCCAGGACAUCCAGAUCGUUGGUGAUGACUUGACCGUCACCAACCCCCUGCGCAUCAAGAAGGCCAUUGAGCUGAAGGCUGCUAACGCCCUGCUCCUUAAGGUCAACCAGAUCGGUACCCUUACCGAGUCUAUCCAGGCCGCCAAGGACUCAUACGCCGACGGCUGGGGCGUCAUGGUCUCUCACCGCUCCGGUGAGACGGAGGACGUUACCAUCUCGGACAUUGUCGUCGGUAUCCGGGCUGGCCAGAUCAAGACUGGUGCCCCGGCUCGUUCCGAGCGUCUUGCCAAGCUCAACCAGAUCCUCCGCAUCGAGGAGGAGCUUGGCGAGAACGCCAUCUACGCCGGUGACAACUUCCGCAAGUCUGUCAACCUGUAG
Molecule: messenger RNA, 1317 nt
Organism: Colletotrichum navitas
Lineage: Eukaryota; Fungi; Ascomycota; Sordariomycetes; Glomerellales; Glomerellaceae
Product: phosphopyruvate hydratase
Exons: 5
Coding region: 1-1317 (438 amino acids)
Biological process (GO): glycolytic process
Cellular component (GO): phosphopyruvate hydratase complex
Molecular function (GO): phosphopyruvate hydratase activity; magnesium ion binding
Source: RefSeq, a predicted model, not a curated record